AUGGCAAAAUCCGGUGUUCGUUCUGCCGAGAUUGCGGAACUCGCCGACGAAAUCUUGGCCGAGAAAAAUUUUAACUUUUCACUGAAAAGUGAGCAGUUGAAAGUCAUUUCUACCUUGAUUAGUGGUCAGGAUGUGUUUGCCAUUUUCCCAACUGGUUUUGGGAAAAGUAUAUGCUAUACCUUGGUUCCUCUUAUUCUUGACCGGCUGAAACCAGAUAAGGACCAUAUGUGUGUUGUGGUCUCUCCACUGAAAGCACUUAUCAGGGAUCAAAUGAGAUCGUUACAGGACCAUCUGGUCUUGUGUUCAGAUAUCAACCCCGAAACAACUCUUCCCGAGAUUGAAAAUAUUCUUUCUGGCAACACCAGUGUUGAUUUUACAACACCAGAGAUGGCCGUCACACCCAGAUGGAGAGAUGAAUACGCAAAGCUACAAGAUAAGAUUUGCUGUGUAGCAUAUGAUGAGGCCCACUGCAUUUCUGAAUG
Messenger RNA from Pecten maximus, 482 nucleotides. RefSeq names its product ATP-dependent DNA helicase RecQ-like. The annotation marks the transcript as partial. Lineage: Eukaryota; Metazoa; Mollusca; Bivalvia; Pectinida; Pectinidae. Gene Ontology annotation, biological process: double-strand break repair via homologous recombination. The transcript has 3 exons. Gene Ontology annotation, cellular component: nucleus; cytoplasm; chromosome. Gene Ontology annotation, molecular function: nucleic acid binding; ATP binding; four-way junction helicase activity. The record is from RefSeq and is a predicted model, not a curated record.